This is a messenger RNA of Hyaloperonospora brassicae, 1929 nucleotides long. Lineage: Eukaryota; Oomycota; Peronosporomycetes; Peronosporales; Peronosporaceae. The record is from the annotation of a GenBank genome assembly.
AUGACGUCCACGUCCCCCACCGACUAUACCCACAUGCCCAAGCACCAGCGACCAACAGAGCGUCAGCCGCUUUUAGGGCCGCGCACAGCGGCCGCACUGUCCCCGAGCACCGGUCAGUCGUCUGCGACGCUGUGGCACGGCACGUUCCCUGUCAAUGGGACCGCCGAAGACGGACCCCGUCAUCGGCGCCAGUGCACCGACACGCUGUUUGUCGGAGCGCUGGCGCUGUACUGGAUGGGAAUGAUCGCUGUUGCAAUCACUGCGCUCUCGUACGAGAGCAGCGCUUCGUUCGCCCAGGAGAUCGAAAGCGGAGUGGACUUUCAGGGCCGCUCGUGUGGCCCGCAUCGGUUCGUGUACUUCCCCGACUUUGAGGCGAAUCCCGACUUUGGCGUCUGUGUGACGGUCUGUCCCCGCGCGGCAGGAGACCUCCUGACGGUCGACUUACCGCUACUUGGAGCAAACUCAGCAGGUGGCCGGCAGCCGGAGACACUGCUGCAUUCGGUCCACUUUACGUCCUACGCGUCCCAUCCACGAGCCUAUGUGUGUGCCCCCGCAGGAGUGGAUCUCCAUCAAGUGACGAUCUUGCAGUUGCAAGACACUGUUGGUCGCUUUGUGGGAGCUCUUGCAAGUUGUUGGCAGGUGCUGAUCAUUGCGACAGGCAUUGCGCUGUCAACAGCGGGGCUGUAUCUAGUGAUGCUGCGAUACUGCGGCUGCAUCAGCGUCUUGUUCUCGACCGUAGCGAUUGAAUCGACGUUGGUCUUCAGCAGCUAUCGGCUGCUUCGUGCGGCAGCCGACCCGGUGUUGUACGAGGACGACCCAGUCAUGCUGAGCUCUCUCCAGAUCAGUUCGGUUGUCAUGUGCUGUGCUGCAAUUCUCUUUCUACUGUUUGCAAUGGUGAAUAUGCCUCGACUGCUGCUUGCAGGCGCGUUCAUCACGCAUGCGUCGCGUGCAUUGUCCCAGCUCAAGCGCCUCCUUAUGCUGCCGUUCAUCACGUACGUGCUGUUGUUGCUGCUGUUCGGGUGGGGCAUCUUCGUCACAGUCUGCAUUUUCGGAGCUGGAGAGACGUCGACGCGCAUCGCAACUGUCGCCGCUACCUCUCCAGCCUACAUUCGUGUUGCCACCGAGUCGUUUCAAGUGAGCACAAAGCUUCGAUGGCUCUUCAUCUACCAUCUCUGCGGAAUGUACUGGUCGGUGAACUUUGUUUUGUCGACGAGCGAGAUGAUCACUGCCACAGCCAUCUCGCUCUGGUACUUUUCACCGGAGAAUCGGAUCACUGGACGGAAAGACUUCAAGAUUGCCGAUCCCGUGUCGUACGCAGUGCACACGACUGUCAAGUACCAUCUCGGAACGUUGGCCUUGAGCUCGUGUUCGGUCGCGCCUGUAGAGCACAUCCGAUCGUUUCUCUUGUACCUCGAACACAAGAAUGAGUUUGAGGCCAACACUGUCACGAAAGUCAUGGCCAGGAGUUGCUGUUGCUGCAUUUGGUGCUUCAAGUACUGCCUCCGGUAUAUCUGCAAGGAGGCUGUAUACGUCACUGCAAUCCAAGGCACUAACUUCCGCACGUCUGGAAAGUUGGCCUGCACGCUGAUAUCCUCCAACUUGCUCCGGGUUGGAGCGCUUAGUCAGAUCGGGUAUGCGUCGGUGCUUCUGGGCAAACUGAUCGUUUGCACCAUUACAAGCCUCAUCUCGUGGUUUCUUCUAGACGAUGCUUCUUCCCCCGUGCUGCCGCUCGUUGUCAUUGUCCUUUUCUCCUACGGCGCAGCUCAUGCCUUCAUGACGAUCUACGAGACGUCCAUCAAUAUGCUGCUCAUGUGCUUCAUCCUCGACGAGAACUUGCACGGCGGUCGGAGCAACUCGGUACACGCGCCAGCCCCUUUGAUCCAGUCCGUGAACGACCAUUUGCGACCAAAGUGGCAGACGGUCAUGUAG